This is a messenger RNA of Sebastes umbrosus (honeycomb rockfish), 666 nucleotides long. RefSeq names its product complement C1q tumor necrosis factor-related protein 3-like. Gene Ontology annotation, molecular function: protein binding. The transcript has 3 exons. The record is from RefSeq and is a predicted model, not a curated record. NCBI's taxonomy places the organism in Eukaryota, Metazoa, Chordata, Actinopteri, Perciformes, Sebastidae. Bases 1 to 666 code for a protein of 221 amino acids.
AUGUUAUGGUUUGCGUCGCUGUUCUGUUGCUUAAUUUUGGCCCAAGAUAUUGGUAACGCUGCUGAAACAGAAAAACCCAGUGAAACACAGUCAUGCAAUCCUGACAUGUGUGAUCUACUGAGAGAGUUUGGUGCCAUGACAGAAUAUCUCAGAGCUGUGGAAACCAGGCUGACGGACAGUGAAACCAGGCUGACAGACAGUGAAACCAGGCUGAAGGAAAGUGAAAACCAGAUUUUGGAACUGAGGAACAAAGAAGGAACCAAGGUGAUUUUCAGUGCAGCAACAGGAGGAGGAGAUAGACACAUUGGACCCUUCAACACAGACACAACCUUAAUCUACAGAACAGUGAUAACAAACAUCGGCAAUGCCUACAGUCCGUCCACAGGUAUCUUCGUUGCACCUGUUGCAGGUGCUUAUUACUUCACCAUCUUCUUACACGCUGGAGGAAGCAACACGGCAGCAUUGUUUCUCUACAAGAACAAUCACUACAUGCUCAUGACCCAUGAUUUCCCGACAAAUGCUGACAGAGCUGAUACUGGAGGAAACGCAGUGUUACUGCAGCUGCAGCGAGGAGACCAGGUGUAUGUGCGCAUGGCUGCACAUACACAUGUUUGGGGAUCCGACUAUCAUACAACCUUCAGUGGUUUUCUGGUCACUCAAAUGUGA